Messenger RNA from Topomyia yanbarensis, 399 nucleotides. RefSeq lists its product as uncharacterized. The transcript has a single exon. The record is from RefSeq and is a predicted model, not a curated record. NCBI's taxonomy places the organism in Eukaryota, Metazoa, Arthropoda, Insecta, Diptera, Culicidae. The coding region runs from base 1 to 399 and encodes 132 amino acids.
AUGGAGAUGUUGCUGGUCCGGGAGGAUAUAUGGCACAUCAUCUCCGAACCCCAAGUGAACGCAGUAACAGAUGCGUGGACGGAGACAGGCGCAAAGGUUUGGGUGACAAUCGGGCUCUGCAUUGAAGACGACCAGGCAAGUUUGGUGCACAUUUGUGCGAAUGCGAAGGACAUAUGGGAUGCGGUGAAGACCUAUCACAACAAGGGGUCGGAGGUCUACCUCCUGAAGAAGCUGAUGCAUCUGGAGCUCAAGGAGGGCGACGAUAUGGGGCAACACUUGCAGACUUUUUCCUGUCUGCUGCAACGUAUCGCCAAUGUUGGUGACAAGAUUCCCGAAAAGCUGCAAGUCGCAAUGUUGUACCAUCUUGUUACGGCAUUAGAGCAACGACCACGGGACUAA